Molecule: messenger RNA, 231 nt
Organism: Penicillium longicatenatum
Lineage: Eukaryota; Fungi; Ascomycota; Eurotiomycetes; Eurotiales; Aspergillaceae
Exons: 1
Coding region: 1-231 (76 amino acids)
Source: RefSeq, a predicted model, not a curated record
AUGUCCUCCCAAAACGCAGGCCGCCAAUCCCCCCCUCCGGAACGCCAAUCUGGUAUCCAGCAGCAGGACCCUCCAUCCAGCGGCAAGAUCGGAGCUUCAUCCUCCCAACCAGCACCCGAGUUUGCGCAGCAAGAAUCCGACCGAUCGAAGAGUGAGACUUUGACGAGUAACCCCGAGCAUCCGUUGGAGAAGAUCGAGGCGGCGAAGUACAAGAAGGGACCCGGGAAUUAA